This is a messenger RNA of Gryllus bimaculatus (two-spotted cricket), 609 nucleotides long. NCBI's taxonomy places the organism in Eukaryota, Metazoa, Arthropoda, Insecta, Orthoptera, Gryllidae. The record is from the annotation of a GenBank genome assembly.
AGGCGGAGCUGGAGGUCGGCACAUGGUGAUGGAGAUGGAGCAGAUACGCAACGAAGCGCGACACUCCUGGGCUCGCAGCUGGUGGCGGCGCAACGCACGAGCUGCCCGCUGCUCUACCGAGAAGAUGCCGCACUGCUGGAGGCGGCGCUGCAGAAGGGCGAGACGCAGUACACGCAGCGCCUGGAGGACAUUCGCCUGCUCAAGAUCGAGGUGCGUCGGCUGCGCAACGAGAAGGUGCUGCUGCAGCGCUCGCUCGACAACAUGGCGAAGCUGCGCAAGGAGGUGUUCCACUUGGAGCGCGACCUGACGCGCGAGCGCCAGAAGACGCGCGCGCUCGAGGAGGAGCUGCAGAACCCGCUCAACGUGCACCGCUGGCGCAAGCUGCAGGGCACCGACCCCUGCACCUUCGACCUCAUCGAGAAGGUGCAGCUGCUGCAGAAGCGGCUGCUGGCGCAGGCGGCGGUGGCCAUCGAGCGAGAGGUGCAGCUGCGCGACGCGCAGCGCCUGUACGCCGGCCUGCGCCAGCUGCUGGAGCGCCAGCCGGGGCCGGAGGUGGCCGUCACUCUGCACCGCACGCAGCAGGCGCUGCGCGAACGGGGGCGCAAGAUG